Trichoderma citrinoviride is the source of this 396-nucleotide messenger RNA. Its product is annotated as U6 snRNA-associated Sm-like protein LSm7. Gene Ontology annotation, molecular function: RNA binding. Gene Ontology annotation, biological process: nuclear-transcribed mRNA catabolic process; mRNA splicing, via spliceosome. Gene Ontology annotation, cellular component: Lsm1-7-Pat1 complex; U2-type prespliceosome; spliceosomal tri-snRNP complex. The record is from RefSeq and is a predicted model, not a curated record. The transcript has 3 exons. NCBI's taxonomy places the organism in Eukaryota, Fungi, Ascomycota, Sordariomycetes, Hypocreales, Hypocreaceae. Bases 1 to 396 code for a protein of 131 amino acids.
AUGUCCGAUAGACCUUCGCACAGAGGCGGCCGCGGCGGCGACCGAGGUGCCCAUCGAGGCAGGGGAGGAGCAGCUGGCGGCCGCGGAGGCUCGUCCAACGCCCAGGGCGAGCGGCCCAAGAAGGAGAACAUCCUGGACCUGGCCAAGUACAUGGACAAGGAGAUUAUUGUCAAAUUCAACGGCGGCCGUGAAGUCCGCGGCACCCUGAAGGGCUACGACGCCCUCAUGAACCUGGUCCUCGACCAAGUCCAGGAAACACUCCGAGACGACGAAGGAAACGAGUCAUCUCGGCCCCUUGGCCUCGUUGUCGUCCGAGGCACGCUCCUCGUCCUCAUCAGCCCCGCCGACGGCAGCGAAGAGAUCGCCAAUCCUUUUGCCCAGCCUGAAGAGGAUUAA